Messenger RNA from Odocoileus virginianus texanus, 2272 nucleotides. RefSeq names its product NAD(P) dependent 3-beta-hydroxysteroid dehydrogenase NSDHL (gene NSDHL). The record is from RefSeq and is a predicted model, not a curated record. NCBI's taxonomy places the organism in Eukaryota, Metazoa, Chordata, Mammalia, Artiodactyla, Cervidae. Gene Ontology annotation, biological process: steroid biosynthetic process. Gene Ontology annotation, molecular function: 3-beta-hydroxy-Delta5-steroid dehydrogenase (NAD+) activity.
CCGCGAGCGCAGAUUAGCGGAGCCAGCACCGAACCAAGCCAAUCCGCUUGGUGGAGGAGCCUCGGCAGAUCCUCGGCUCACGCGGGCGGGGAGAAAAAGGUGGCUACCGGCAGCUCGAGCUCUAAGGGUGCAGGCUGUGGACACACUGGGGCCAACCAGCGGGGCGCCUACGGACCGGAGACAAACAUUGAUUGCAGAAAGGGCCACAUUUGGAAUGAAAAUGGAACAAACAGCUGGUGAGCCAACAAGGACAUGUUUGACAGAAGACAUUCCAAAAGCCAAGAGGUGCACAGUGAUUGGAGGCUCUGGAUUCCUGGGUCAGCACAUGGUGGAGCAGUUACUAGCAAGAGGCUAUGCUGUCAAUGUAUUUGACAUUCGGCAAGGGUUUGACAAUCCUCGCGUGCAGUUUUUCCUGGGUGACCUUUGCAGCCAACAGGACCUGUACCCAGCUCUGAAAGGUGUAAGCACAGUUUUCCACUGUGCAUCACCCCCACCAUUCAGUAACAACAAGGAACUCUUUUAUAAAGUGAAUUACAUUGGCACCAAGAAUGUCAUUGAAACUUGCAAAGAGGCUGGGGUUCAGAAACUCAUUUUAACCAGCAGUGCCAGUGUCAUCUUUGAGGGUGUUGACAUCAAGAAUGGAACUGAAGACCUCCCUUAUGCCAUGAAACCAAUUGACUACUACACAGAGACAAAGAUCUUACAAGAGAGAGCAGUCCUGGGUGCCCAUGAUCCCGAGAAGAAUUUCCUGACCACAGCGAUCCGCCCUCAUGGCAUUUUUGGCCCAAGGGACCCCCAGUUGGUCCCCAUUCUCAUCGAGGCAGCCAAGAAAGGCAAGAUGAAGUUCGUGAUUGGGAACGGGAAGAACUUGGUAGACUUUACCUUUGUGGAGAACGUGGUCCACGGACACAUCCUGGCUGCAGAGCACCUCUCCCGGGACACCGCCUUGGGUGGGAAGGCUUUUCACAUCACCAACGACGAGCCCAUCCCCUUCUGGACUUUCCUGUCCCGAAUCCUGACAGGCCUCAAUUACGAGGCCCCCAAGUACCACAUCCCCUACUGGCUGGCCUACUAUCUAGCCCUCCUGGUGUCCCUCCUGGUGAUGGUGAUCAGUCCUGUCAUCCAGCUUCAGCCCACUUUCACGCCCAUGAGGGUCGCACUGGCUGGCACGUUCCACUACUACAGCUGCGAGAAAGCCAAAAAACUCAUGGGCUACCGGCCGCUGGUCACCAUGGAUGAUGCUGUAGACAAGACCGUGCGGAGCUUUCACCACCUGCGCAAGGUCAUGUGAGGCGCCCCCAGCCCUGGCCCUUUGAUGCAUUCCCUAGCUGAUAACUCUCUCCCCUGGAGACCAAUAAACUAACCUCCUCCCAGUGAUUGUCUUCUUAGCUUAGGCCUCCCCCGGCCAGUUUGAUGACAGUACAUCUACCCUUCUGUGACCAAGAAGACAGUUAAAUUAGCAGACACGUCUUCUUCGUGGGACUGGAUGUCGAUUUCUUAAAACCGGGCAGCAGCUUCCUAUUCUAAGUGUUUUGUGUUCUCUCUGCCCCUGGGUUCCUUAAUCAUUCCAGUGUCCCCUGUGCACAACCAAAGAAGCUGUAGGGAAGAAACAGCCAUCUGCUGAUUGAGGAGGGGGUCCUAGAUUUAUUUCCAUGUAGACUGUUCAAGGAGCCACAGAUGACAAAUACCUAGAGAAAAGCAGAAGUUAUGUGAGGCAUCAAAUGUACAUUUCAAAUAGAUACAGAGUUGAGAGAAAAAGCUUAGAAUGCUUGAACAACUGUAAACCCCCAAUCCCCACGGGGGAAAGACUGCUGGUUGUUCACCUCCUUGCAUGCCCUGAGUUCUCUCUCAGGUACAGCUGCUGUGCCUGCCUGCAUUAUUUUUCAUAAAGCAUUCUUUCAUGUACACCUUUCUUAUCAUCCACAGAGCCCUCUUGUCCUUUUAAUGGCAAGGUGGGACACUGGGCAGGUGGACAGGAAGCCAUGGUAAAGGUCAGAGAGAAGAGCCCCUCCUUUAUCUGCUUGGAGAUGAUACAGAAAGGGCUGUUUCCUCACAGCUCAUGCUCACAGAACCCUUUAGGGCAGUUCCUAAAAAUCAGCACAUGUAGUGAAUUGGCAUUCUUUAUUUCCUGUUGUUCUUACAGAACCUGGUUUCUUCUCAGACUCAUUGAAAUGUAAUCUUAAAGAUGUCUGUUUUUUUUUUUCCUCUACCUUUGUCCAAGGGUGGGGAGGCACCUGAGGAGAUUGGAAUAAACUGAAGGUAUUGUACAUGC